Molecule: messenger RNA, 2458 nt
Organism: Myripristis murdjan (pinecone soldierfish)
Lineage: Eukaryota; Metazoa; Chordata; Actinopteri; Holocentriformes; Holocentridae
Product: adhesion G-protein coupled receptor G5-like
Exons: 12
Coding region: 77-1420 (447 amino acids)
Biological process (GO): cell surface receptor signaling pathway; adenylate cyclase-activating G protein-coupled receptor signaling pathway
Cellular component (GO): plasma membrane
Molecular function (GO): G protein-coupled receptor activity
Source: RefSeq, a predicted model, not a curated record
CCAGGACGUCACUAUUGACAACAUAAAGAAGCUGGAGUAUGCUCUAGAGGAAACAUUUGUGGAUGAGACCUUAUGCAUGACUGUUGGCCAGCUGGUAGCUAUGCUGCACAGGCCCAAAGGUGCCUUCAAAGGCCUCCACAUUUCUGCCAGUGAGACAACGGCGGUGUUAGAUGGAUAUCAAGCUGACACCAUAGUGAACGUCAGUCUGCCUAGAGAGCUGCAGCCCACUGAAGAAAACAUCGUUGUGUUCUGCAUGAUUACCUGGCCUGGAACAAAUAAAAGCGUCUUUGGGGAACCAAAUGUGUAUGAGAGAAGACUAGUUGGCCUAAGUGUGGGGGGGAAGACAGUUUCAGGACUGCGGGAACAUGUCAACAUCACGAUGAAGCUUACCAUGGACAUAAAUGAGAACAAACAACCCAGCUGUGUUUUCCUCAAUUACUCAUCAAGCAAGUAUGAUGAUCAUGGCUGCGUGACACACUGGGAGCCUGGGCUGGGGCGUGUCACCUGUUCCUGCAACCACCUCACCUACUUUGCUGUGCUCAUGGUGUCUCCCUCCCUACAAACGACAGACCUGGUGAAUCUGUCUUACAUCACUCUGAUUGGCUGCAGUUUGUCGCUCUGUGCUCUGGUUGUCACUCUCCUGCUCUUCAUCACAAAAAGAGGUGCCCGAUCAGAUAUCAACAUGAAGAUCCACAUCAACCUGGUCUUUGCAUUGAUCCUCCUCAACGUCCAUUUCCUGCCCAGCCAGCAGGUGGCAGCACUCUCCUCCCCUGGGUUUUGCAUUUACAUGGCCCUUCUUCUUCACUACUCCCUACUGGCUACCUUCAGUUGGAUGUCCCUGGAGGGCUUCCACCUCUACCUGCUCCUAGUCAGAGUCUACAACAUCUAUGUUAGGAGAUAUCUGCUCAAACUCUGCUUAUUGGGCUGGGGCAUACCUUUGGUCAUCGUGAUCAUGGUGGCCAUCAUCGACCCUCACACAUAUGGCCAAGUUCCUCUGGGCUUUUCUGGUACCAACAGCACUGUUAUAAAGAUAUGCUAUGUGUCCAGUACUUUGGUGAAGAUGGUGACUACAAUGGGGCUGUUCAGCAUUGUGUUUAUCUUCAACCUGGCCAUGCUAAUUGUGACAGUCAGACGUAUUUUGGCUCUCCACCAUCACGAGAUGGUACAGUUUGGACAGGAGGAGAAAGGCAGAGCUAAGAAAGAUGCCUGCAUGGUGCUGGGAAUCACCUGUCUGCUGGGCAUCACCUGGGGCCUUGUCUUCUUCUCUUUUGGCCAUCUGACCACUCCUGGCAUCUACCUAUUUUGUAUCCUCAACUCACUGCAAGGUGUCUUCAUCUGCUUGUGGUUCUGUACGGCUAUGUUGAAGACUGACGGCGCAUCUGCUAACACAGGCAGUGAAACACGCAGUACCAGUGGCUAAACUUCACCAACCAACAACACAACAAAGUGCCGUGUGUGUGUGUGUGUGUGUGUGUGUGUGUGUGUUGGAUAGAAAAUUAGGUAUACAGGUUCUCAAGUGGUGAGCUGUAAAUAUAGACACAAUGUUUUACUUUUUUCUAUUUAAGCUGUUCUUGCAGUAAGAGAAAGACUAUAUUGCGUUUGUAUUUGAGAGUGUGAAAACUUAAGAACGACAUAGGAGAGAGACAAUUAUGUAUGUUUUUAUGGGCAUCAUUUUAUCAAUACAUUUUUGUUCAGACUACAGACAAACACGCGUUGAUUCCACAAGGAUAGACUGUACUUUUAUUUGCAAAUGAUAAGGUUGUUUUGCAUGUGCAGACGUACUUGCGCUAUCUGUAUUUUUUGCUAUGGUACCUGCAACAGGCACAUCUGCUGUACAUGGAUGUUUUUCAGGAGAUUCGGUGGCAAACAAAAGGCUGCAGAAAAGGAAUGCACAUGUAUCAUCUUUGCCUUCACACAAACUGUCCAUCAGCUCAUAGUGCAAAAGAAUUCCUUUGUUGCUGCGGGCAACAUUGAUCAAGAAGUUUGGUACACAGUAUACAGCAAUGUUUUGUGAUGCAGCUAUGACUGUUUUUUGUUGCUUUUUUCUUUUCUGCCACUCCGGAUGUGAUGCCACCGUCAUGUGCUGGAGAAACAAACAAAUUUAAACGUUUGUAAACAACAACAACAACAACAACAAAACAGUUAGCAAUCGACACUGGAGAGAACAGGUUAUGAAUGGCACACGUGUGUCAUGCAGCUGAAACAUUUAUUCUCGUUACAUAAUUGAUCUAAAUCUAUCUUAACAAAUCUAGAAUCCAUUUUAGAAAAAAACUUUAAAACAAAAUAUUAGGUCAGCGUGGCAUGUAGGCUAUUUCAUGGAAAUCAUCUUACACAAAGGCCCGCAUUCAUUUGCAUCCUGUAUUGAUGGAUGGUGUGGAAUUGGAGUGUGCACUCCAAGACAACCUGACGUCUUGUUCCAAUUUAUUUAUUUGUUUAUUUAUUUAUUUAUUUUAUUUAA